AUGCUCUACCUGGCUGCUCUCCUCGUGCACUGCGUCCCCCUGGCCAUGGGACAGUAUGACAUUUGCAAGUCCUGGGUGACCACGGACGAUGGCCCAUCAUGGGAGUUUUAUGCUUGCCAGCCCAAGGCCAUGAGGAUGAAGGAUUACGUGACCGUGCGGGUGGACCCGGCAGGAAUCACCUGUGGGGACCCUCCGGAGAGGUUCUGCACCCAUGAGAACCCGUACCUGUGCAGCGACGAGUGCGACGCCUCCAACCCCGACCUGGCCCACCCACCCAAGCUGAUGUUCGACAGCGAGGACGAGGGGCUGGCCACGUACUGGCAGAGCGUGACGUGGCGCCGGUACCCGGAGCCGCUGCUGGCCAACAUCACCCUGUCCUGGAACAAGAGCAUCGAGCUGACCGACGACAUCGUGAUCACCUUCGAGUACGGGCGCCCCACCAUCAUGAUGCUGGAGAAGUCGCUGGACAACGGGAGGACUUGGCACCCGUACCAGUAUUAUGCAGAUGACUGUAUGGAGGCCUUCAGCAUGCCAGCACGGAGGGUCCGGGACCUCUCCACCACCAGUGCCAACAGGGUCCUCUGCACGGAGGAGUAUUCCCGCUGGGCGGGCUCCAAAAAGGAGAAGACGGUCCGGUUUGAGGUGCGGGACCGCUUUGCCAUCUUCGCCGGCCCCGACCUCAAGAACAUGGACAACUUGUACACCCGGCUGGAGAGCGCCAAAGGGCUCAAGGACUUCUUCACCGUGACCGACCUGCGCAUGAGGCUGCUGAGACCCGCCCUGGGGGGCACCUACGUGCAGAGGGAGAACUUGUACAAGUACUUCUACGCCGUCUCCAACAUCGAAGUCACCGGCAGGUGUAAAUGCAACCUCCACGCCAACCUGUGCACCUUCAAAGAGGGCAGCCUCCAGUGUGAGUGUGAGCACAACACCACGGGCCAGGACUGUGGCAAGUGCAAGAAGAGCUUUCGCUCCAGGUCCUGGCGAGCAGGGUCCUACCUGCCCCUCCCCAAUGGGUCCCCCAAUGCAUGUGCAGCUGCUGGCUCAGCCUCUGGCACGUACGAGCGACCGCAGCGAGUAAACACCGCAAAAACCACCACCGCAAAAACCACCACCACCACCUCAACCACCACCUCAACCACCACCACAACCACCACAACCACCAGCAGCACCCCAUUACCAGCCACCACCACCCAGCCAGCAAGCAUCAUCAGACCAGCCUCUGAGUUUGCUGCCUCUGUGCCCGUGACAGAAACACAGAAAAAAUCAGACUACCCCGACUUGUCAGCUGCUGCCCCGCUGCAGGUGGGCUCUCCUCCGGCCAAGGCUGGCCCAGGAGCACGAGCAGCACUUGGACAGAAGCCUAAGCCACCAGACCCUCCUGAGAGCAUUCGAGCGGCUCCGAAGAGCAAACCAGGGCGCACAGCACACUCUGCAGGCAAGAAGCACGGGAAAAAAACAGCAACCUCAAAGAGCUCAAAACUCAUCCGGCUCAGACCAAACUCUGGCCCAGUGGCUCCCAUUGAAACAUAUAAAGACUGCGAGUGCUACGGCCACUCCAACCGCUGCAGCUACAUCGACUUCCUGAACGUGGUGACCUGUGUGAGCUGCAAGCACAACACGCGGGGCCAGCACUGCCAGCACUGCCGCCUGGGCUUCUACCGCAACAGCUCUGCUGAGCUGGACGACGAGAAUGUCUGCAUAGAAUGUAACUGCAACCAGAUCGGCUCCAUGCACGACCGCUGCAACGAGACCGGCUACUGUGAGUGCAGGGAAGGUGCCACGGGGCCCAAGUGUGACGACUGCCUGCCCAACUACUACUGGAGACAGGGCUGCUUCCCCAACGUCUGCGAUGACGAGCUCCUGCUCUGCCAGAACGGCGGCACCUGCUACCAGAACCAGCGCUGCAUCUGCCCCGUGGGCUUCAAGGGCGUCCUGUGCCAGCAGUCCAGGUGUGAAGUGGACAAAAAGGACUGUGACGGUGCUCCAGGUGCCGGUGGCAGCCUGGCCACCGUGGCCCUGGGCGUGCUGGCCCUGCAGCUGCGAGGCUGGGUGGAUCUCUGA
Molecule: messenger RNA, 2064 nt
Organism: Cinclus cinclus
Lineage: Eukaryota; Metazoa; Chordata; Aves; Passeriformes; Cinclidae
Gene: NTNG2
Product: netrin G2
Exons: 13
Coding region: 1-2064 (687 amino acids)
Source: RefSeq, a predicted model, not a curated record